AUGAUAGUAUCCAACGCCCUUGGUUUGGACAGGGCUUACGGCCCUUUUUUCUUUUUGAAAAAAGUUAAAUGUGGAGUUACAAUACCUGAUAAAGAUCCAGAUGGUGGACAGAUUUCUCAGCAAUGGGAGGACAUGUCUUCCGCUGUUAUCGUGCAAGAAAUUAUGCAGGAAGCAGCUGAUUUACAGAGGAUUACUUUUCUAGUUGGUGCAGAUAGCAAAAAAAGCGACAUGGUCAACGUUGCUGUAUGCGAUGGUACUGCCUUUCAGCCACCGAUAAUGGUGAAUAGGUCACUUACUAGCGAUGUAUCAAAACAGCUCCGCUACCUUGGAAUUAUAUAUAUAAUGCGGACACUUGGGCUUUCCACUUUCGGGAAAAGCCUUUAUCUAGAGUCUGUCUCGCAAGUUCUCAACCUUGUCAUUGUUAUGCUACUCCAAGGACUAAUGACUCUUCGAGUAUAUGUACUCCUUGGGAAACCAAAAUCAAUCUGCCUAGCCCUAGGAAUAUUAUUCGCUGUCACACAAAUCACUAAUAUCGUCUCUAUGCUGUAUUACUUAACAGCCGGGGAGAAGUUUUGGACCGAUGAUGAGGUUCUUGGAUUCCAUUACUGCAUGUACAACGUCUCAACAAAUCGAGCUUGGACAAUCCCAACAUCUAGCAUCAGUCUUUUAGUAUUUGAAAUUGUUCUCUGUGGGUUUAUCCUGAAUUACGCUGUCAAGAACCUUUCCGUUUCGCUUUGGAGUGUCCCAGCACAUGCAACGGCCAGCCUCACAUGGAUCAUUGUGCGCGACAAUCUGGUGUACUUCUUUAUUGCACUUGCGACCCUCCUUCUGUCAUCAAUUAAUCUAAUCCCAAUUAUAUCCGAGGCAAUAAACAGUGUGGCAGAGGUGACCUUACUUUCGAUGGCCGGUCCAAGAAUGAUCAUUAGCUUGCGUAAAAGCUACUUGAUGGCGCUAGAAUCGGGAACAGCGGGAUCAAAUGAGCUGACAACUGUAGCUUUCAAUGGGGCUGCGCCUUCACAGGCCGAGAAUGACCCCUAA
Messenger RNA from Coniophora puteana RWD-64-598 SS2, 1038 nucleotides. RefSeq lists its product as uncharacterized. NCBI's taxonomy places the organism in Eukaryota, Fungi, Basidiomycota, Agaricomycetes, Boletales, Coniophoraceae. Bases 1 to 1038 code for a protein of 345 amino acids. The record is from RefSeq and is a predicted model, not a curated record. The transcript has 11 exons.